CCGGAGAAGAAGCAGGAAACUUUCGGCAGCAGGAAGGCGGCGCGCAGUCGGCGACGGGACAGGCCGGGACGGGGCGCCAUGGAGAGCGGCGGGCUCCUGCUGUGGGCGCUGCCGUCGGCGCUGCUGCUGGCGCUGCUGCUGCAGCUGAGCCCCCGGCUGCGCUUCCGGGCCAAGGUCCUCUCCUACUGCGCCCUCUGCCUCAUGGCCUCCGCCCUCACGGCCCCCGCCUGCCUGCUCUGGAACGGGGGCCGCACCGUGGAGAACAUGAGGCUGGUAUGUUUGAUCUGCCUCUGUCCUGUCCACAGGAUCAUCAAGAAUGUUGUCAGGAGCUUCAAAUACCUCUAUGGCUUGAGGUUUGAUGUGAAGGGCCUGGAGCAUUUCCAGGUGGAGGGCCCGUGCGUCAUUGUUUCGAACCACCAGAGUGUCUUGGAUAUGAUGGGGCUGAUGGAGAUCCUACCAGACCGCUGCGUCCAGAUUGGCAAGCGGGAGCUUCUCUACUUUGGCUCUGUAGGUCUCAUCAUGUACCUGGGCGGGGUCAUCUUUAUCAACCGAAAGAGUACCAGCAACGCCAAGUCUGUGAUGUCCGGUGUUGGCCAAGCUAUGACCACUGACAAUGUGAAAGUUUGGAUCUAUCCAGAGGGCACGAGAAACGGAAAUGGGGAUCUCUUGCCAUUCAAGAAAGGAGCAUUCCAUCUGGCCAUCCAGACCCAGGUUCCAGUCAUUCCUGUGGUGUAUUCCUCCUUCACUACAUUUUACAACCCGGAGAAGAAUCUGUUUACAUCAGGCAGAAUCCGGGUUGAAGUCCUGCCACCCAUCCACACCAGCGGCAUGACAGCCACAGACGUCACAGAGCUGUGUGACACAUGCUACACCACCAUGAGGGAGACCUUCUUCAGACUGUCAGGAACAGCCAGAAGAGUGAAUGGAUCCACACCCCACCUUGCCCAGUAGUAGCCUUUGGCCAAACUGGGUUCACCCCCCCCCCCCCCACACACACACCAAAGGACUUCUGCCUGUUGCCAAAAAUGGCCGUGGCUCUGUUGCUUGGGGUCGUGGGAAUCUUUGAAAAGCCUGGGGGCGGGUCUCUGUGUAAGCAUAGCCCUGGAAAGGGAGUGCCACCUUCCUGCUAUUCACCCCUCGUACCAGCACACACACACACCCCCCCCCCCCGAGGAAGGCAUUUUCUUGCGUGUUUGCUGUACCGUUCUCCAGAAUUGCCUGCUUGGAACUCAACUGAAGUCUCCAUUGGCCUGUUUGGCACUUUCCAGCUGUUCAGACUGAUGACAUCCAGAUGCACACACUCUCUCUCCCCCCUCCCCUGCCCUUCCCCAAGGUUGUGGGGGGAGGAUGUUCCUGCAGUCGUACGGUUUAUGGGGACCGCUCUCAUCUUUGCAUUGAGUGGCUGUAAUCUUUUCCAAGAUGGCAGGAGAGCUUUGAAAAAGGGGCUUUGGAACCUUGUAGAGCCUCCCCCACAAGUUGAGGAGUGGGGAGGAGAGCAGCGUGGCGGCUGUUUCUAGGCUCCAGCAUGACAACGUGCAGCUCUUCCCUUCUUCGUUUGGUCGUGCUGCUCCAAAAUGGGGGCAGGGGCACAAGAGAGGCCUUCAUGCAAAUGUCAGAGAAUUUAUAAUGGAUUCAACAUUGCUCUGUUUGGGGCUGGCCAGGCCUCUGUGGCCAACCAAGAACAGAUGCCACAAACUUCGGUGUGUGUGUGUGGGGGGGGGGGGCACUUUGCACAAAGCCUUUGGGAACCACGAGGCUUGCCCUAUGAUAAGAGGGCUGAGCUUGCCAAGGGGAGGGGAGGGGAAUGUUCUUCUCUGUCUUUUCUUUCCUUACCCAUCUCCCAUUGAUUUGAAAACUAUGCUGCUAAGUUGCAAGUAGCUCUUUAAACAGGGAAGUAAAGAAGUGUUUGGGUUGGUCAAGUAAAAUCAAGGGUCAGCAAGUGAUUAAGUUUCUGCUUCUUUGGCAUAAAAAUGUUCCAAAAAGUCAUUAAAAUUGGCAUCUCCCGAAUUCCACUUUGGGUUCUCACAGAGAUGUGUGGCUGGACUUGAGGAUGCAGGCAGCAUGACUUUAGCUGAAUUACAGUUUCCGUACAAAUGCUCUGGCCUGUGGAUUGGGCAAGAAAAAUACGUCUGCUUCAGUGUUGAGUAAUCCCAUGGGCUACAGUGGGAUUAUCUAUUUGAAAGAAAUUGAUUUCAGGAGAGCAGCCCAAGGACACAGCCCCAUAAGUAGCCCCCCCCCCCCCGCCCACUGAAACACAAAAGCUCUUGCCCCAGUUCCCACUUGCGGCAGUGGGGCUUGUGCCAGGGGAAGCCAUUCCUGCGCUUGGCCCUCCUGGCCCUUGGAGAAAACAAAGUCCUUCCAUCUUAAAAAUAUGUUGCUAGAAUUAUGGGGUCUGAUGAAACAAACAGAGCUCAGUAGUGUGACUAUUACUGCAAUAGUUUAUAAUGUUCUUGAGAUAGUGUGUGUGUGUGUGUGGGGGGGGGGGUUGCCCUUGGGGCUCACCAAUCGCUUCUGCUUAUUAAAGGGCUUUCUAAAUAUGUGGUCUUAAGUUCCAGCAAACAGGGAUUCUUUUGAGUGCCAGCUGGCCACUGCUCUGACUCUGGAAAUGGUUGCAAAAUUUCCAGAAGUGCCUCCUAGCCCUCUGGGCCUCCCACCGAUUUGGAAACAGCCUGGCAGAACAAGCACUGGCCAUGUGUUUGUGUGCGUCCGGGGUAUGCACUGGCUGCGGCAGCUUCCUUCCCCCUUGAGAUUGGUUGUAAGCCUGUGCCAUGCUAGCAAAGAGCAGCAUUCCUGUGCCCUCAGAGGGUGGGUUGAGGUCAGCUGGAGCAUCUAAGCCCAGGGGGAGAGCUGGCUGGCCUGGCUUCUUCUGUGGAACACCUCUUGGAGGUUUUCUCAAAACCAGCCUCUCUGGGACAAAGGCCCAGCACGGUUGUCGUCCUGCUAACACAAGGGUGUGGCUGCAUCUUUCCUCAGAUUUGGAGGGGGGGGGCGUCUGAUGGCCAAGGCCAGGACUUUCUCUUGGUCACAUGCGAUGUCCCCCCCCCCAUCCUGAGUGUGUGCAAAUGUUGUUCUGGGCAUGGGGGCAGCUUGCCACGAGGUGAUCCGCUUGCCUUCCUGAUAAAGUUGCCAGUUGCUCUUCUGCUGUCAAGAGGGCUUGGCUUUAACAACCAAGCAAGUGUAUGUAAACAUUCUUGUUAGUUUUAUGCUGAAAUUUGUUUUGAGGGAGAAGGGGUUUUGCAAACUAUUGCUUGAAUAAAGGAGCCACGUGGCUUUAAAAGAAAUGGGCUGUUUCCAGGGCAUUCAGAUAACAGCAGGCCCUCGCCAAGCACUUGGCCCCCAGGAUGCGCUAGCCUGAGGCUGACACAGAUACUUCAGGCUCUACAGUUAGCAAGGAGGGCAGCGUGGCUGGCAGCCAGAGCAAAGCUCCUUCCCAACUAUUGAAGUGUUUUGAUAGCUCGCUAAUUUGGCCACUUACAAUGAAGGAGCCACUGCGGGGACUUGGACCCCCACAGCCUUUCAGAGGAUGUCGUCAUUUUCACCUUUUUGCACCCGGGGUGACCCAGGUUUAAGCUGCAGAGGUGGGGAGUGCACUGCCUGUGGCGCUUCCUGGGUGUUGCUCUGGCCCCUUUCCCUUGAGGGAAGCAGCAGGUGGAAUGGAAAAGUGCCCCUGGGUUGCUGGAGUCAUGCAAAGAAGUCACACUGGCACACCCUUCUGUCUUGCCUUGUGCAAGAACACUGAACCCACAACUCAAGUUUCCUUCAAGCAUAUGGAUGGGAGCCAAGAGUGGAAAGAGGACUAAAACCCUCUGUGCAAGGUGGCGGCAGUCAGGACUACUCUGGUAUAAGACAAGAUCCCUGAAGUAGUUUGUGGGGAAGAAGUCUGGAUCGCUUAUACAAGAAGGGCAGCCAAGAAAGGCCCUGCCCACUGCAAAACCAACGUCGGCCCACUGUUGCUUAGAAAGUGAUUAUGUGUUGGAUAAAAUGGGGCAGGUUAUUUUUUUUGAAUAAAGUCAAUGAUUUAAAAAGAGCCGUCAGACCCUGUUGGAUGUUUUGCAGGCCAGGCCAGGCCAGCUGUAAAGGUGCUGGUUAAAAACAUCCAUCUGGGGCAGAAGUUGGCCCCCUAUUUUGGCCUUGAGCAGAGUUUAUUGUGCCACACUCUGGGAGUGCCCUUGAAGACAAUCCAGAAACUUCAGCUGGAAAGCUUGUGUCUUGCUUUACUGCCAUGAAACGUGCUUCAAGGUGCUGGGGGGGGGGGGCGGCUACAUGUGGCAAGUCCACUCCCCCCACACAUGCACAUAGGUGCUUACCUAGGCACAUUAAAAAUUCCUUACUGGAAACGAGGCCGACAGCAGCCCCUGCCUGGUAGAAGGGGCCUUCCUGAGGGUGACAGGGCAGGCUCUCCCUGUUGGCGGCCUUGUGGAGAUCAAGGGAAGGUGGGUAUCCAACAGGGCGAGGCCUCAGCCUGGGCUAAGGACAGUGGCCACCCCCCCCCCAAUUUCAUCCUGGUCUCUUAUCAGCUCUGGUAACUCCUUUGUGGAUUUGCUUGUCCUUUUUCCAUGUCUGCCCAGAAAUAUUGGGGGGGGGGGCUCUUACACACGACCUAAUUAAAAUUGUGUACGGGAUGUUCCAGGACCAGUUCAAAAUUUGGCACAGUGUCCCACAAAAUACAGUUUCCCCAAUC
Molecule: messenger RNA, 4681 nt
Organism: Eublepharis macularius
Lineage: Eukaryota; Metazoa; Chordata; Lepidosauria; Squamata; Eublepharidae
Gene: AGPAT2
Product: 1-acylglycerol-3-phosphate O-acyltransferase 2
Exons: 6
Coding region: 79-951 (290 amino acids)
Biological process (GO): phosphatidic acid biosynthetic process
Cellular component (GO): endoplasmic reticulum; membrane
Molecular function (GO): 1-acylglycerol-3-phosphate O-acyltransferase activity
Source: RefSeq, a predicted model, not a curated record